Messenger RNA from Pelmatolapia mariae (spotted tilapia), 1628 nucleotides. It is a transcript of the gene rnf115b, whose product is annotated as ring finger protein 115b. The transcript has 9 exons. Gene Ontology annotation, molecular function: ubiquitin protein ligase activity. NCBI's taxonomy places the organism in Eukaryota, Metazoa, Chordata, Actinopteri, Cichliformes, Cichlidae. Bases 303 to 1196 code for a protein of 297 amino acids. The record is from RefSeq and is a predicted model, not a curated record. Gene Ontology annotation, cellular component: cytoplasm. Gene Ontology annotation, biological process: protein ubiquitination.
UUGCUUAAAUUUAAGCUCGGGUGGCUGCAACUUGAUCUUUGCGGCUGCCACCAGAGGAAGAUCGAGUCCGCCGGUUACAUAUUUUUCUAAACACGUUUAUUAUUGGCAUAACCAGUCUAGAGAAACCCUUUAUGCGUUUUGCUUAUCAAAACGUCAGUGUGAAGAUUGUGUCCUCUCAAAAAGGUCUUAGUUUGGUUUUGGGACACAUCAACACCCUCCUGGACGCUCUGAUCCGUCUGACAGCCGUCUGAGACUUUUAUGGGCUGCCACAGCUACGUCAGGGACUGCGCUUCACCGUGAAGAUGGCGGAGGCUGGGGAUACGCCACAAGUCCGGUUUUUCUGUCACUGCUGUAAAUGUGAAACAAACCCCAAACUCCCGGAUUUCGUAUGCCCCAGAUGUGACUCUGGCUUCAUUGAGGAAGUAACAGAAGACUCCAGUCUCCUGCAGACCAGCAGAGCAUCUGUUCCCAGUGAAGAUUCAAACUCACUGCUCUCAGAAUUAUGGCAGCUGCUGUUUAUGGAGCGCUCUGCUCUGCUGUCGCAUCCGCCCUCCUCCGAGUCCGACCCUGAUGACGGUGAGCAGGGAUCUGCUGGUCAGAGCCGUCUUCUUCCAGCAUCACCGGGCCCUGCUGAGGCCACAGAACCAGAGUCUCCUUCCAACCCGGAGCAAGAGACACCGUCUAGGACCUUCGAACAAAGGCCUGCAGUUGAAGGGAUGGUGCAGCAGUUCUUGGCUGGCCUGUUUGCCAACAACGGAAACCCCGGCGCUGCACCAGCUGCACUAACCAGCAUGCUUCAGUUGUACUCAAACCCUGGAGAUUAUGCGUGGGGUCAGAGCGGUCUUGACUCUGUCAUCACGGAGUUAUUAGGACAGUUGGAGAACACAGGUCCACCCCCUGCAGAAAAGGAGAUGAUCUCAUCCCUGCCAACCGUUUGCAUCUCUCAAGAACAGACAGAUUGCAGACUGGAGUGUCCGGUUUGCAGGGAAGAGUAUUCAUUAGGGGAAACUGUAAGGAAGCUUCCCUGCCUUCAUUACUUCCACAGUGAAUGUAUAGUGCCGUGGCUGGAGCUGCACGACACUUGCCCCGUGUGCCGCAAAAGCCUCGAUGGUGUCGACAACAGCCUCCCGCCCACAUCGGAACCCGCAGAAGCCCGCUCCCUCAGGACAGAGCAACAGGAGAGGCAGGCGAUCUGAGAAACGGGACGACAACUCUACUUCAUUUUACUGUUUUCAGGAGUCACACCUCCCACGUCGGAAAUUUUGCUCCCCACAUCAGCUGCUUUUAAAUAAAACAGAUGUGUCAGAGUCAUAAUUUGCAGCUUUAACUCUCACUUGGUUCACGCAUCUCUGCUUAAGGAACUUCUACUCCAGCAUAGUUACCAUUUUAUGCUACAUCUGAGAGUUUGCUGACAAAAUUCAGAGGUGAUGUGUCCUCCUUGUUGUGCUGCACUCUUAGGUGGUUUUCCAAUUGACUGAUUUUGAUGUCAUGAACUAAUCCUCACUGGGCUAUCUGUGGUUGUCAAAGAGGAACUCACAGAAUUAUGCAUUAUUCUCUUGGUAAGAGAGUUUCUUAAUGCAGUAUAUUGUUGACCUUUUACCUGUGUACAGCCGUUAUUAAAGCCCAAC